AUGAAAGUGCCAGUGACAUGGGUGUUCUUAAUGUGUUGCAUCUUUGGUUGCCUAAGUAUAAUUCAUAACAAUGAAUUCGCCGAAGCCAAGAGAUUUUCUAAAUUUGAAGAUUUAGAAAUCGAGAAGAGGCUAAAGGCUAUGAACAAACCCGUAGUCAAGAUCAUCAAGACUAUAGAUGGAGAAAAAUAUGGAUGCGUGGAUUUUUUCAAGCAACCAGCAUUUGAUCAUCCUUCUAUGAAAAAUCACACAUACCAUUACAAGAUGCGUCCAAUAUGGAAGAGAAUGAUGAUAGAAAAAAAGACAAACAAUUCUGGAUUUGGUUACUUAUGGGAGAAUGGUGUGGGUUGUCCCAUUGGCACGGUCCCUAUAAAAAGAGUCACCAAAGAAGAUCUUUUAAGACUAGACUCAUUUGGUGAUGAUUAUAAACCUAGUGGCUCAUGGAACACUACUGCAGAUGAUCCUAAUGAUGUUCUCAAUUACAAGACACAUCAUUAUGCGGUGGCUCGAUCAAUAGACCCAGAACAGAGGUUGAAUGGAGCAACAAUGGAACUUUGUAUAGCCGCGCCUAAGGUUGCGCCAACGCAGUUCAGUACUUCUCGACUUCACAUUCAGAUGGGAAAGGAAUUCAUCCAAACCGGUUUUACCGUAAAUCCAGGAUUGUACAAAGACCACAAACCUCGGACUUUCGUCUAUACAAAUGCAGGUGGGAAAUCAUGUUACAAUAGCAACUGCGACGUUGGAAUAAUGCUCGUUCGUCAAGAUUUUCCACUUGGUACGGCAUUAACGCCAGUAUCUGUUCGUGGUGAUAAGAUAAGUCACUAUGGAAUCUUUGGUCUAAUCAAGGACCAAAAAAAUGGAAACUGGUGGUUGCAAUUUGGUGAUCAGGGAGAAGAAGUUGGAUUUUGGCCGUCGACUAGGUUUCGCGAACACUAUGGGAAUUUGGUCGAGUGGGGUGGAGAAGUGUAUAGCGCAUCACUACCGAGUCCUGAAAUGGGAUAUGGAUAUUUUCCUAAGGAAGAGGAAGCUUAUGAUGUAUAUAUGAAACGUAUAUCGGUACUCGACGAUGGUUAUAACGUAGACCGAAGUGUGGACUAUCUCCAACAAUUUUCAGACGACGAACGCGGCUAUAGAGUGAUAGACGACACCAAGAUUUCCAAAUACCCUCGUGCCGGUCAUAUUGUCUUCUUUGGUGGUCCGGGAAAAAUAUGA
Molecule: messenger RNA, 1209 nt
Organism: Capsella rubella
Lineage: Eukaryota; Viridiplantae; Streptophyta; Magnoliopsida; Brassicales; Brassicaceae
Exons: 7
Coding region: 1-1209 (402 amino acids)
Source: RefSeq, a predicted model, not a curated record